Trachymyrmex cornetzi is the source of this 3855-nucleotide messenger RNA. RefSeq lists its product as uncharacterized. Gene Ontology annotation, molecular function: sterol binding; sterol transfer activity. Gene Ontology annotation, cellular component: endoplasmic reticulum-plasma membrane contact site; plasma membrane; endoplasmic reticulum membrane. Bases 426 to 2195 code for a protein of 589 amino acids. The transcript is spliced from 8 exons. Gene Ontology annotation, biological process: intracellular sterol transport. The record is from RefSeq and is a predicted model, not a curated record. Lineage: Eukaryota; Metazoa; Arthropoda; Insecta; Hymenoptera; Formicidae.
UGCGAUACGGAUAAUUCCGUGAAGGACUCGAGAAUGAACACUAAACAAUGUGGGUCGACGAUGCUGAUGAAUGGUGACUAUCAGUACCGAUCAGUGGCAUCAACAUCUGAAAUGCUCGCGAUUAUAAAUUACGCAAGUAUACGUUAUAAAACUUAAGUGCAUGAUUGACGGAUCAUCAAAAACACGCUGUCGAAAGCGGCUGCACGUGACUGUUUCCUAUCACUACCAUUGGUCGAUCCGGGCGAUAGGCAACGAGCCGGUCGAUAAGCAUCCUCGCGAAUUCCUCGCCUGCCUCAAGAAUAGACGCCAUUGACCAUUGUCAACUCAGUUUGACCGAGUUUUGCCGUCGCGUUAUUAUACGACUAUCUUUUCUUUCUUUCUCUUUUUUGUUUUUUUUUUUUUAACGAAUUUGACAAACGAGCGGUAUGUUGGACCCUGAAGUGGAAGCUGUGGUCGUCAAUCUGCGACGAGGUUCAAGUUGUAGAAUACCGUCGACCUCUUCUGUUGAAGAGAGUGAGCUAGGCUUGCGUCGCGGUGGUUCUCUGAAGAUCCCACGGACGAGCGACAAUCAUCACGUCGCGCAGGAACGCCUGACGAGCACGAGAUCGUCGCCGUCGUCGACGUUGUCGGUGUCAACGUCGGCCUCCACGUCUUUGUCGACGGACAGGUGUGCCGGUGGCGGCGGAAACAAUAGAACGUUCCGGUCCGCCAGGCGAUACGUACCCGAAGCUGCGAGUGACGCACCUGCGCCAGAGUACCUCGCCAGGAGCCUCUUGCAACUUGGAUGUCCUGCCGUGUCGAUGCCCACACCUCGAGGCGGUGUCGGGUCGGAGCAACCGCCAAGCAGUGACAGCGAUGACUAUACCGCUCAUCACCAGCAGCAAGGUACGGGUUAUGGACAAAACCUGGACAGUUACACCGUGCCCAAAGUCAAGGUGUCGGGCCCAUCUAACGCCGAUGAAUCCGCUUCCAUCAUCAAUGGGUCUGCGGGGUCCAUAGGCGCGCGAUCGGCACCCAGCACGCCCUUACAAGCCGCUCCCGAAGCCGGGGGCCAACAAUCGAUCAGCGGGUCUCAACUCACCGUGGCCGGCGCUAGCUAUCCUCAGCCUCCGAGGAGCCCUAGUCACGCGGCCUUGAAAUGUAAUGACAGUCACCUUUCGAAACCACUGAGUAGGAGUACUCCAUCGAUGGCAGCUGGCGGCGUGCAAACUCCAGCAAAGGUUAGCAGAACCUCGUCGAGGUCGUCGCCGACUACCAGCAGCGCGAGACAGAAGAAGUUCCACAGGCACUUCAGUCAGUCUUCGAAAUUUCGCUAUCAGGUGGCCGAGGAUGAGCGGGUAUUGAAUUACUACAGUUGCGCGCUGGUGGGCGACAUCCUGCUACAGGGUCACCUGUACAUCACGCCCAACUACUUCGCAUUCUACAGCAAUGUGUUUGGCUACGUGACGAAGCUGCUGAUACCGACGGUGUCGGUGUUGAGGAUCAGUAAGGAGAAGACGGCGAAAAUCAUACCGAAUGCGGUGGCAGUGGCUACUGAAGAGGAACGCCACGUCUUCUGCUCACUGCUCUCACGCGAUUCUACCUACAAGCUGAUGAAGCAGGUUUGGGACGCGGCGAUGGAGCCGCAAACGACGGUAGAUGUGUUGCCGGAGAUUGACACCGACACGACGAAGUGUCUCGCGCCAGUCGACGCCGACGUCGACGACGAUUCGAGUGUGUCUGAGAGUGGUACUGAUAUCACGCAACCGAACGUCUGCACCACCGAUCCCGAUGGUGCUCCUGAGACCCUCACUAAGCCAAAUUCGGCACCCCCCAGACUGGAGACAGCAGUAUUAACAAAGACGCUGACACCGAGCAAAUCCGACAGGCUGAGAUCUUUGUUUACCAAUGGAAUGAAACCUGGCAUGGUGAUAACGAUACUGGUAGCUCUCUUGGCAAUUCUUUACGUAUCGGCGGCUCUAAUGAUGAUGCGUAUUGACAGGCUGCACACCGCUUAUUUAAACCAUCCCCUCGUCUCACCGGAACGUUUCACGCAAGAUCGGUUGUUGCACUAUCUUAACACGAAUCUAGAUCAAAUAGUGAAGGUGCGGCAGAGUCUGCAGACACUAUCGCAGCAGUUUGUAACGAUGAGCCGGGGUGGUAGCCAGACAGGAUCGGCCGGUGGGGUGGUGGAACCGGAAGAUGCGCCGAGUUAGCCCUCGACGAUAGGACUCGAUUUAAUUCAGCCAAAAAACGACACGGGGUCCCGUCGCCCUACUGGCGAACGUAGCAUUACCUCGUGAAUGGCGACGCUGUCGCCUAUCGUUGUCAUUGUCUUCGUCGUUGCUGCGCUACUCGUCGACGAUCGCGGGGAUCGUUUCUAUGCGUAGAUCAUCGCGCGAUCGUCCCUCCAAAUAGGAGUUAUUGUCGUUUUAGUACCUAGACUUCUGUAGGAGUUUAGAGAGGCAGCUGUCUCGUAAAACGAGAGCUCUCGGGCUCAUCCCGAGAGUGUAUUUUUCUCGAACGAACUUUAAAGCGAACCUCGAACGCCCGCGUGAGUAUAUUUGCGGAUUAUACGUUGUUUUAACGGAAACAUACACAUAUGGAUAAAUAUACCUCAGAUACACAUAUAUAAACUAUAUAUAUGCAUACGAAGAAAGCGAAGAUACAAAGGUAAGUGAAUGGCGAGCGAAAGGGUUUUUGCUUUUUUUUUUCUUUUUGAGCUAGUCACGCGUGUACCUAAGCCCUGGGGUACGACAAAAGAAAUAGAAUGAACAAAAAAAAUGGUAUAUGUAUAUAUACAUAUAGUAUAUAUCUACAGUUAUAUACAUAUAAAGUAUCUAUACAUACAGAUAUAGAUUAAUAAUGCAUAUUUCGCGCGAUUACUUGUUCGUUAAUUAUGUAUUUCGAGCUAGUCGGGCACUACUCUGUCACAGCUGAUAUAUAUAUAUAUUAACAAUAUAUUAACAAGAAUGUAUUAACAAGAUCAACACAUAUUAUAUAGCAUCACAAUUGGAUAAUCUUGAUGUAGCGCGUAAUACAUGCGCCGAGCGAUAAUACUUCAUGAAUGAAGUGUUUACUGAAAUAUAAUAGAAUUCGCUUUCCUUAUUCGCCAUUAGCUCUUUCAGUACCUGCCUUAAACCUGCAUUUAAUAAUGAUAUAAAAAUUUAAUAAAAUUAUUCUACGGUGCGUCCCAUGUUAAUUCCCGCCACGUUCUCGAUGUCUCGAUGAGACUGUAGGGUUUAAUUUUCUCCGCUGUCACUAAAUAAAAUUAUGAAAUGUUAUUAAUGGAGACAAUUCGUGACGUUCUAUGUUAAGCAAAAAUACAGAUCUGAACAUUGAAGAAACACGAUUUCUUUAAAGUUUGAAGUUUAACAGAUUCUUAAAAGAAUAUAUAUGUGGAGUUUUCUCUGUUAUGCAAAAUGGAUUCUUCAAUUAGUAAAGUUUUUAAUUUCUCAAUAACUUUGCUAAUCGAAGAGAAAUGUGACUUUGUAGUUAUUUGCUAUAUAUAAUAAUUUUAAAGUGACAUUUAAAUGAUUCUCGAUGUCUUUACAGACUGUAGCAUAAACUAAACUAUACUAUAUUACAAAUAGAAAAGGGGUUUUUUUGACAAAUUUAAAUGAGAGUUGAAAAGAAUGAAGAGACUCUUGCCUAAAUAUUAAUGUUUGCAUAUUUGUAUCCCUCAACGAGCGUAAGGGAGUAUUUACUUAAUGACAGUUAAAGUUAAGUGAAAUAUACUGAUGAACGCCGGCUGUAAAAUUGCAUUGAAUUAAUACGUGAAAGGUGCUAAUGUCCCUACAUUUAGUUUGGUACUGAAAGGGUUAAAUUGCGCAGCUCGGAUGGACCUGGAGAUACAAGAGAAAGGAAGAAAGAGAG